AUGUGGCGACUGGGCCCGUUGGCGCUGUACCGCGCGGCCGUGCUGUCGGCCCCCGCCGCGCUGCACCUCGCCGCACACGGCCCCGACCACGCCUGUCAGGUGAUGUGCGAGGAGCCCAACUACUCGGCUAUAUUGACUCCCGACGUGCUGGACAUCAACGUGGACUGGGAACAGGUGUUCGAGAUGCCGGCGGCGGCGCUGCGCGAGCUGCACGACCAGCUGCUGGCGACGUACUCCGCGCACGCGCACCAACACAUCAACCUCUACCAGCAGGUGUCCGCGCCGCAGACAGUAUCAGGGUUCAGCGGGCGGGGCGGCGGGUGCGCGGGCAGCGGCGUGGCGGACACGUUGCGCGUGCAGUGGGCGGGCCCCGCGCACGUGCAGCGACACCGCGGCUUCGCACCCGCACUGCUGCUGCUCGGCGGACCCGAAAUACUGCUCUACUUAUUUGCGAGAGUGGUGGAGGCGGGCGGCAGCGCGGAGCAGCAGGCGGCGGCGCUGGGCGUGGCGCUGCGGGCGGGGCGCAUCGACGCCCGUCUGCACGCCGCACUAUACGCACGCGACGCGCUGCAGCUGCUGCUGCCCGUGCUGGCCGCGCCCGCCUGCCGCGUCUCGCACCACAUGCUCAAGGAAAUCCUGGACGUGGCGUGCACCGGGCCGCUGCUGAGCGUGAGCGGGCAGUCGGUGCGGCUGGCGGCGCGCGCAGACUGCGCACUGCGCGAGCCGCGCCUGCUGCUGCUGCUGCUGCGCGCCUGGCCGCACCUCCACACCGUGCAGGUGUCGUGGGAGGUGGAGGGCGGCGAGGUGACGGAGAACGGGUCGCUGUGGGCGCUGGCGCUGGAGGCGAUCUGCGCGCUGCUGCGCGACGGCCCGCGCCGCGCCUUCAACCAGCACCAGGCGGCGCGCGCGCACCUCUUGCGGCACCUCCUGCUCGCCUGCAAGGAACGUUUCCUGAACUCAGACAGCGGGCCGCUGAGCACGUCGGCCAGCAACAGCCUGGUGGAGCUGGUGCGCGCGCUGGUCGGCACUCCGCCGCUGCCGGCUCACCUCGCGCUGCUGUGUGACUUCCUGCUGCUCAUGCACCAGGCGAGCGAUACUUUUGUGACGCAUUCCCGCGCCAACUUCUACUUCCUGCUGACGGCGGAGUCGCCGGAGGCCAGCGAGUUCAACUUCCUCACCUUCAUGAACAAGCGCAAGAACAAGCAGAACAAACUUAGGAAGAGUUUGGAGAGCCUCGCGCUCAACGACCCUCCCGAGGAGAGCAACGCGGGCGCCGACAACACCAAGCACAUGAAGGGCAUCAUCAACGCACACAUCAGGGACAGCAGGAAGGAAAAUGGUGCGGCGACGCAAACCAACGGAACUUCUAUAGGUGAUGGUGGUGAGGGGGGUGAGGGUGGUGAGGGGGGUGCGGACGCGCUGAGCGGCUACGUGCUGGUGGACGAGGACGAGCUGCGCCACACCACCGUGGAGCUGUACACCGGCGGCAUCUACCACCAGAGACGCGUGCGCGCGGGCGCCGAGCCGGGCUGGACGGCGUGCGCGGGCCUGCUGCUGCUGCUGCGCGACUCGCUGGCCGCGCUGCCGGACCAUCUGCUCGCUCAGCAGACGGUGUGCGGGCCGGUGCUGGCGGAGAGCCUGGUGGUGCUGGCCAACCAUCGCACGGCGUGCGUGCGCGCGGCCGUGGUGCGCUGCGUGUGCGCACUGCAGCGCCGCGCCCCGCGCGCCCUCGCCCACACCGCCGCCGGCGCACAUUACUACACACACCUCGCCGAUCAGAUAUCUCUGUACCCCGGGUCGUGGGAGCUGGCGACGGCGUGCGCCGCGCUGCUCACCAAGUGUGAUGUGCCGUUAGAGGAUCAGCUCGACGACGACAUCUGGGUGGAGCUGGGGGAGGAAGCGGCGCAGCGCGGCGCUCCGCUGCUGGCGCUGCUGCCGGUCUCGCUGCACUCGGUGCCGCUGGCGCACAACGUGACGCUGCUGCUGCGCCGCCUCGUGCACAAGGUGUCGCUGAAGGCGCUAACGGAGGUGGCGCUGGCGGAGGUGGUGGUGCGGGCGGUACGAGAUCUGGGUCGCAUGGACGAGGAGUUCGAGGGCCGCGACCUGCUGCUGGAGGACCUGUUCGAUCUCCUCAACAAGCUCGCCGUCAAAGCCCUCGCUAACAACCACACCAUGCAGAGCGCGGUGGACAUCCACCAGCAGCUGCGGUACGUGUCGGGGUCGGCGCGGGGGCGGGGCGCGGCGGGCGUGCGCCGGCUGGCCCGCGCCGCCGAGGCCGCACUCUUCGCCGCGCAGCUCGACCACCUGGAGGCGCACCUCGACCACUGCUACGCCACACACAACAAACACACCAACUAUUUUGCCAACGGUGACAGUCACAUCUUCAACGUCUCUCUAUUACUUUUUUGACUUAAGAAUCUCGCAUCAAAACGUCACGAAUAUCUUCUGCAACUGUAUGAAACAUAGUAAUAUCGUUGUAUGCGGG
Messenger RNA from Papilio machaon (common yellow swallowtail), 2485 nucleotides. RefSeq lists its product as uncharacterized. The record is from RefSeq and is a predicted model, not a curated record. The transcript has 16 exons. NCBI's taxonomy places the organism in Eukaryota, Metazoa, Arthropoda, Insecta, Lepidoptera, Papilionidae. The coding region runs from base 1 to 2409 and encodes 802 amino acids.